AUGGAUGAUACUCUCCGCAUUAUUCUUCAAGAGAAAAGGGAAUUGCAUUCUAUUAUCCAAGAGCAAAGGGAUUUUCAAAGGAAACAAUAUUUGUACUUGGCCACUUUGACCGAAGUCAUAUCCCGUAUGGCUCUACCAACUACCAGUAACCAAAGCACCUUCCAACCUUCAAGCUCAAGUGAACUUCCCUAUCAAUCAUUGCCCAACCCAAAAGGUAGCAUCAAUGCUGUCUCUUUAAGGUCCGACACUAUACUACAAGAGAGGAGUUCCAAGGAAUCAAAGGCAAAUGAGGCUAUUCUCGAUGAAGACAUUGUUGAGGUGGAGGAUGUGGAUAAUAAGGAAGAAGUUAAAGAAGUUAUUCAAGAGGAAGUUGCUCAAGCAAGAGAAAGUGGUCCCAAGGAGGAAGAUGCUUUAAAGGAAGCCAUGCCAAUUCCCUUCCCAGCUGUGGCAAAGAGGACCAAAAAGCAAGUGCAGCUAGAUCCCAAGAUGGUGGAUAUCUUCAAAAACGUUGAGGUAAUUAUUCUCCUUUUUUAUGCUAUUCGCCAAGUACCUAAGUAUGAUAAAUUUCUAAAAGAUUUGUGCAUGAACAAGGAAAAGAUUAAUGAAUUAGAAAAUGAUGUUGAAUUUGUGGAUUGUAUGUGUGAUCUUGGUGCCUGUGUGAUCAUUAUGCCUUUUUCUGCUUACAAUGAAUUGGACCUUCCACCAUUGAAAAGGUCGGCAGCUCGUUUUGUUUUAGCCGACAAGAGCAUUAUUUUUGUGGCCGGUAUUACUGAGGAUGUCUUAGUUAGCAUCAAAGGAUUAGCCUUCCCGAUUGAUUUUUACAUCCUUGAGAUGCCUCCUAAUGACUUCGGGAAGCCAUCAUCCAUUCUAUUAGGGAGGCUUUUCUUGAAGACUUCUAGGUUUAAGCUUGAUGCAUUUUUGGGCACAUACUCUUUUGAGAUUGAUGGUAGAACGGUAAGCUUGAAUUUGGAUGAGACUAUGACUCAUCCGCUGGAGGAUCGCUCUAUCUUACGGUGUGAUUUGAUUGAUGAAGUUGUAGUUGAGAUUCACCAUGAGACCCCUCAUGAGAUGAGUAUGAAUAAAGGCCUAAGUGUGGGGGAAGGAUUGUGA
This is a messenger RNA of Arachis ipaensis, 1110 nucleotides long. The record is from RefSeq and is a predicted model, not a curated record. NCBI's taxonomy places the organism in Eukaryota, Viridiplantae, Streptophyta, Magnoliopsida, Fabales, Fabaceae.